AUGGCGGAGAGCGCGGUGGCGGCGGUGCUCUCCAAGUUCGGGGAGCUGGCGGCGAGCGAGGCCAAGAUACUGCUCGAGGUGGGCGACAACAUGAUGCUGCUGCGCGACCGUCUGGAGUGGCUGCAGGCCUUCAUCCGCGAUGCCGACCGCAAGCGCCGGACCGGCACCGACGGACUGACUCGCGUGUGGGUGCGCCAGACGCGUGACGUCGCCUUCGAAGCCGAGGAUGCGCUCGACGAAUUCUUCUACGAGGUUGAGCUAAAAAGACAUGGUUAUCAUGGUUGGAAAAUGUGGCGCAAAUACUUGACUGGUUUCUGGAACCAAGUCAUCAUUCGACAUGUCUUUUCUGCCCGAAUCAAAAGAAUCAAUAGAAGGCUGAAGAAAAUUUCAGAGAACCAAAAGGAAUAUAAGAUCGAGCAUACACCAUUAGCAACAUUGACAUCUUCAACGACAGCAACUUCAGCAUGGUGGGAUGGCUAUGAGAACCCCGUGGGCUUUCAGGAUGAUGUGAGGGCACUUCAGCAAAUGUUGCUUCAGAGAGAUCACCCUCAGCAAAUGUUCAUAUCCAUAUUUGGGGACAGUGGUGUGGGCAAGAGGACAGUGGUACACAAUAUCUAUCAUAAUAGGAGGGUGACUGAUCAUUUCAAAAUUCGAGUUUCAUACCGCAUGACAGAGGAUUCCACCACAGAAGAUCUCCUUAAAAGAAUCUAUGAUGAAGCACAUAAAGGUAGACAACAACCUCAGCAUGAUAAUGGCAUGCUUAUCGGUGAUAAGCUCCGAUUCCUCCUGGCAGAAAGGAGGUACCUGGUGGUCAUAAGUGGCUUAUCCUGCAAAACCAUGCUCAAUCGUGUGAGGGCGAGCCUACCAGAUGAUAAUAAUGGUAGCAGGGUGGUGCUGAUAUUGGACAUUGAGAGCGAAGAAGUGGCUUGGCAUGCUAAUACCAUGAACAACCAGGGCAUCAACGGAGUCCACCAGUUGAGCCGUUUGGAUGAAAAAAGAACUGGGCAACUGUUCUAUUCAAGAGCCUUUAGGAAAGAACAAUCUGGUCGAAAGGAAGAUAUGUCCAAGUACAACAAAAUUGUGUAUGAUAUAACUGGAGGCUACCCUCUGGCUAUAGUGGUUCUUGCCGGUCUACUCCGAUUCAAGGAGAAACCAGGACAGUGGGAAGCAGUGCUGCAACAACUUAGGCUUGGACCAGGAAUGGAAGAAGAACAAGAUGGUGUAGGCAACAAGAUAAUUCAAGCUAUACUGUCCAAGGAGAAGAGUAUCGAGUGGCAGACAAGACCUGCAGUGAGAGCUAACAUGUCCACAAAAAGGACGAUUGAGAGGGUCUUCUGGGCAAGCUUUGAAGACCUCCCUAAUGACCUUAAGUCAUGCUUCCUCUACUUGGCCGCUUAUCCCAAAAAUGUCAUUAUGCAUGCCAAUAUCACCGUGUUCAUGUGGAUAGCCGAGGGAUUCAUCAAGCCACAGAAAGGCAAGAUUAUGGAGGAGAUAGGCCACAAUUACAUCAAGGAGCUGGUCUUGAGAUGCCUUGUUCAGGUUGAAGAGAUGAACGCCGCCGGAAGCAUCAUGAAGAUCAGCGUCCACAAAAGCCUCCAUGGAUUCCUGCAUUCAGAGGCUCACGAGGCUGGCUUCAUUGAGGUUCAUGACAUACAUGAUGCCUUUGUACCACCAUCGGUGCGCCGACUCUCCUACCAGAGUCUCGAGGGCAGAUUUACCAUUUUCACUAACAAGUUCCAUAAGUUGCAUUCUUUCAUAUGCUACGUUGAGUACAGGAGCAUAUAUAGCACUGGUCUGAGCAAGAAGUAUUGCCAUGAUCUCAAGUUUCUGCGCUGGUCCAAGUUUCUGCGCCUAAUCUCCGUAAGGGGUCUGAGGCUUGAUAGAUUGCCUGAUGAGAUCGGUGACAUGGUCCAUUUGCGGUACCUGCGUGUCGAAUGCAGGAACCUGAAGAAGCUCCCAUCGAGCAUUAGAAGACUGCUCAAUCUGCAGACACUAGACAUAAGGAACACUCAAGUGGAGAAGAUUGACCCAUACUUCUGGCAGAUAAAGGUGCUCCGUCAUGUGCUUGCGGACAACCUCAUGCUUCCAGAGACCAUUAAGCAAGAAUUGGAUGAGCUACAAACCCUGCAUGGUGUGAAGCCCGCCGAAGAAGGAGGAUGGGACCCAUUGAACUGCCCACUACACAAGAUGACGAGACUCCGAUCACUGGAGCUGCAUGGUUUCAAACGUAGCGAACACAAGGCUGCAUUGGAGAGUGCUCUCACAAGGAUGCAUCUCCUUGGCAACUUGAAGCUGCAAGGUGAUAAGAUCCCUUCAUGUGUCUUCACUGGGCAGCAUCUUCAAAAUCUUCAGAUAGUGGUGCUAGAUGGCACUGUCAAAUGGCCUGAGGCUGGAUGGGAUGUUCGCAAGGUCCGACCGAACCUUGUUGAGCUUACAGUGGUCAAGCAUAGCAGCGAGGAUGUGCCCCAACACAUCAAGGACGAACUACGGGAUAUGCUGAAGGAAACAAUUGCUAUCUAGAACCGGACAAUCUGCCUUCUCAUAUAAUCUGCAAACUUCGGGCGCCAGUUCAAUCAAUUGGAUUGGUGCCUUACAAACAAGAAGAAAAGAUGUGGUAUAACUGAAUGGCAUGCAACAUAAGGUGAAGGAAACUGGCAGGUACAUGAUUCAGUGUCUUCCGUUGUCGCAUCUCCAAAUGUCUUACAUUU
Molecule: messenger RNA, 2708 nt
Organism: Triticum dicoccoides
Lineage: Eukaryota; Viridiplantae; Streptophyta; Magnoliopsida; Poales; Poaceae
Product: putative disease resistance RPP13-like protein 2
Exons: 3
Coding region: 1-2520 (839 amino acids)
Biological process (GO): defense response to other organism
Molecular function (GO): ADP binding
Source: RefSeq, a predicted model, not a curated record